AUGCUCAUCACAUCUGAAGCAUAAGUUUAUCGACUUUUUAUGAAUUUCCCUCUCUGUCGAAACUUUACAAGAAUUUGAAAACAUUGUUAUGUUUGUUUGUUGAGUCGCACACGUUUAUCGGGUUACGUCGUGUUUUUACUAUUUCAAAAAUGGAUAUGACUUUCGAAAACGUCCCAGGUUUCACAUUAAAUUUACAUCCAAGUGAAAAGUACUUGUGCAGUGUUUGUAAAUCGUACAUCUUGAUGCCACCAGUUUUUUUGAAUCCCAAACACGGAUUCAUAUGCGGAUACUGUCACCAAUACAAGAGAUUUUUCCUCAACAAGGACGAAAUGCUUCUUCCCCAAGAAUUAUACGAGGAUUUAGCUUUGUCCAUGAGAUUUCCCUGUGAAUUCUGCGAGUAUUUCGUUGUUUUUAACGGACUAGCAGCCACGCACGAGGUCCAGUGUUCGAAGAGGAUUUUCCGAUGUCCAUUAUCGGACGUGAAUAGAUGGUUUUUGGGCCCUGAAAAACCAUGCGAUUGGCAGGAUAACGAUGGAAAAUCGAUGGUUGCACAUGUGAAGGAAAAACACAAAGAAUUCAUACUGCAAAGUCCGUUCGAAAUAAGACUCAGAGACUUGAAUUGUGGAGAAAAGCAAAUUUAUAUAGCAAUAUUGAACAACAGGAAGAUCAUCUCAAUAAUGGUGGAAGAUGACGAAGAACGAAAUUGCAUCAUUUUGAGGUGUAGAUCCAACAAGGUCGGACAUCCAGAACUGAAUCAUCAAUGUAGAAUCGAAAUUAUAAGUCCAAAUUCUCCAAAAAUAUUUAAUUAUGAAACGAAUGUUUACCCAUUGGGUGCUAAAAUUAUUGAAAGGGGAAGGGACACAUGCACUUUGUGGAUGGGUGAAUUCGAUGAGGAUGGCGUUCUUCGACUUAAUUUUGCACCUUCCCUGCUCGAACGGGGUAGGCCGCGAAAAAGUCUACCGCAAAAUAUUGAUUAUAAUAAGCAACCCUACCACGACCAUUGUUAUUAAGUUCAAAAGUUGUCUAAUAAUUUCAUGUUUUUAGAUUUUUGCUCAUUAUCAUUACAAUACAUCAAAAAGU
Molecule: messenger RNA, 1080 nt
Organism: Coccinella septempunctata (seven-spotted ladybird)
Lineage: Eukaryota; Metazoa; Arthropoda; Insecta; Coleoptera; Coccinellidae
Exons: 2
Coding region: 150-1010 (286 amino acids)
Biological process (GO): multicellular organism development; proteasome-mediated ubiquitin-dependent protein catabolic process
Cellular component (GO): cytoplasm
Molecular function (GO): ubiquitin protein ligase activity; ubiquitin conjugating enzyme binding
Source: RefSeq, a predicted model, not a curated record